Misgurnus anguillicaudatus (oriental weatherfish) is the source of this 2455-nucleotide messenger RNA. RefSeq names its product intercellular adhesion molecule 1-like. Lineage: Eukaryota; Metazoa; Chordata; Actinopteri; Cypriniformes; Cobitidae. Gene Ontology annotation, biological process: cell adhesion. Gene Ontology annotation, molecular function: integrin binding. The record is from RefSeq and is a predicted model, not a curated record.
AACUUCUCGAUCAAAGGCUGGGUGGGGUUUGUUCUUGCUUAACUUCUUUCUUAAGUUAAAUCUAAACCGUUAUAGAUCUCAGUGGAGUGAAGAUACGUUGUAUGAAGAUACGUUGAGUGAACUUUUAUAACAUUUCUUGUUACUUUCACUUUUAGUCUGAUCUAAACACACACAACAUGCUUCAAAGUUUGUUUGGACUUUUUUGUCUCUCGGCGCUUUCUCAGUUAGUGACUCUCACAGGUACACAAGCUGAAUGUCCUAUAAAGUUUAACCCACCGAGUGUUGUUGUGGAGUACGGCAGCUCUGUUUCAGUGGAUUGUAGCACUGAUGUCACACAUGAUGGGAUGGGCUGGGAAGCCCCUGAAGGAUCAGUACCCAAGACCAAAAACAAACUGAUCACCUGGAGUGUGUCUAGCCUGAGAAAAUGGGAUGUACGGCCAGUGUGCAAUAUAACCUACAACAAGGAACAAUGUUCAGCUUUACUCCCAGUCACAGUUUACAAGACUCCAGAUAGUGUCUCCAUCAACACAGUGAAUCGACCAACAACUGAGGGAUCACGGUAUGAGUUCCAGUGUGACAUUGUGAAUGUGGCUCCUGUUAAGAGUCUGAUUGUGAAAUGGUUUAAAGGAGAGACAGAGGUGUAUACUAAGACCUUCACUGAAACCACCAAGAGUCCAGUGAAUGAAACAUCUACAAUCGGAUUCAUUGUAGACAGAGAUCAUGAUGGAGCUCAGUACAGAUGUGAAGCAGAGCUGGAACUGGGAGCAGAUGGACCUCAACCUCCUCCUAAAGUGACAUCAAAACCUUUUCAGAUUACAGUACUGUAUUCACCAAAACGCAUUGAAGUAGUGGACAUCAUCAAGAAAACCAAUGGAGAGGUCACUCUGAACUGUACAGAACCAGCAAAUCCACCUGCUACUUACUCCUGGUCCUCAGAGCAUUUGACAGGGCCAAUAAAUUCAUCAGUGCUCUCAACCUCUACUCUAGGAAACUACAUGUGCACUGCUACAAACCGUCUAGGCAUUCUCACCAGAAUGUUUAUUGUUAUUAAUUUUGCAGGAAGUCUCCACACAUUCAUGGGUUAUCUUAUUUUCCUACCGCUGCUGGUUGCUUUAGGGAUUGUCGUGUGAGGGAGAUACAAAUGAACUGUCCUGAAAAAUGUAUUCCUCUUUUUUAAUAAAUGUUAAAAAAGAAUUAUAAUGAUUUAUUCUGUAAAUCGCUCGUUUGAUAUGCAUGCUUUUAUUUUUAUUAUAGAAAUGUACUUUCUUGCUUUAAGAUCAGUAACUGUUUUGCAUUGAAUGUGUAACACUGUAGCAAUUAUUCAUGACCUACGGCAAUGUAUUGCAUCAUUUUCCUGUUCCUUAUAUUGGUCCACCAUGUCAGGAGUUUGGUCCACACUUGCUCCACCAGAUCUGAGUUGUGACACACUUUGAUCUUGCUGCUAUGAAGCAAUGCGAUUAAACAAAAUGCCAUGAAACCAAUCAAAACUUGUCAUUAGGUGCCAUUUACAAUAUGAUUUUUAAAAUCUAUAAAUUAGCCUAGUAGACGUCAUAACUCCAACAUUUAUGUGACGUCAUUAACUAUGUUGUUGAGCCAACGUGAUUCGAACAACAGAUGUGCAACAUAAAAUGGGGUUACUGCUGUGGUAAACAAGAGAAGGAAAGUAGAAAGGUUUAAAAAGAGGAAGAUAUACAGAGUGGCUAACCAGAAGACAACCUCUCAUUUAAACACCACCGUUGGUUUAAAAGAAGUCGUCAUCCAGGCCAAAGACACUGGAGACGGAUGGUGAGACCUCUGAUGGUGAUGAGCAAGAUUUAACGUACAAAGUGGAAAAUAAACGACUUGCUGCUCUGAAUAUAUUUAUUUGAUCACAUUGUCAUAUAGUGAGUGAAAUGUACAGUUUUUAUUAUAUGGCCUAAGUAUAAUCCUCUUAAAUUGAUCUGUAAUAUAAAUCACUUAAAUGGGCUUUAGUGCACAGGAAAAUCCCCAGUGUUAAAUUAACUCUACCAGUGUUAAAUCAACACUAUUUGGUGUUUAUAUAAUCCACACCAAGAUCGGUGUUAAAAAAGACUGGUGUUAAAAAUAUAACUCUGAAUCAGUGUUAAAGUUAAUGAGAUAAUGAAGUGAUGAUUAAGAUAUUAAUGGUGAACACCUGCUGGUCAUUCAAAUCAAUAAAAUUUUGGACAUAUUCCUGUCUCUAAAUUUUCAUUUUGAUGACUCGUUUUCUGGAGAAAAUACUAAAAUAAUAAAGAAAGACAAAUUAUUAAAUGCAAUAGAUGAAUACUGUUGGGUGUAUCCCUCCAAAAGCUGCAAUAUUUCACGUUUGCCUCUCUAUCAGCAUCUCUGUUUGAAAAAUAAAGUGAUAACUUGCAGAGUUAUUUUCUAAAUGGAUAAGUUUAACUUCUAAACAGCUGUCAGAACAAAAUACAAGUGCUCAACUAUUCCAGCAUCCACA